AAUCCCAAUAAGAACUUACAGAAUUCCAUGCUUUACUGUAUGGAAAGCAUCUAAACCAUCACCUACCACUGACAACUCCAUCCCUUCUUAUUAUCCCCCACCACUAAGAAUUCCAUGUCCCUAUACUCUCUACAACAAGCUGCAGAAGGCAUUCCUUCUCAUUCUUGGGUUUGGGUUUUUAGCAACCCUCAGGGCUGGUGUAAGAAAGCUCCUUCCCAGCUUAGAUUCGCAGUCACAUUUUACUCCACACAGGAAAACCAGAUAGAAAAUAACUCAUUUGGGCUAUAAAACUGGUUUUUCUGAGAAUUGGGUUGAUCUGGGUUUACUACAUGGGGUCAACUUGAUUAAUAUUUCUUGGAUUUUCUUAGGCCAGAGAUCUGAGAUUGUGGGUUUCGGUUUUUUUUCUCUGGGAACAAGGAAUGGUGAAAGGGUUUCUAAGAUCUGGACUUUGAGCGUUGCCUUUGGGAAUCUCAUCAUACGAAGCAGCUGGAUAUCCGAAAAGAUGGCCUCGGAUCUUAAUGCAGAAUUGUCGAAGAAAACUGCCAUUUUUGGUCUUAAGGUCUGGGAAGUAAUUGGGAUUGCAGUCGGGUUCUUUAUCAUAGUUAUCCUUUUGGUGCUGUCCUUGUGUAUAACAUCACGGAAGAAAUCAAGGAGAACUGGGGACAAGAUUCCUCUUAGCCAAAUUCCGACUGUUUCAAAGGAAAUCAAGGAAGUCCGAGUGGAACAAGUUUCAACAAAUGAAUUUGUUCCCCGUGAUGGAAUUCUUCUCACCAUUCAUGACAAAUCCAGUGAUAAAGAUUCAGAUAAGGUUAUGGUCCAUCUGGGUAUGGGGAAGGUGAAGAAUGGAGACAAUAGCAGUCAGUCAGGUUCGUUUCAUCAUUUGGAGAAAGAUGGUGGCGGGUCACAAUCUGGAGAAGAAGGUAGUUCUGGCAAGGUUACUGUGUAUAAGCCUUCCUCUUCCUAUCCUAUAACUGCUCCCUCCCCUCUAUCUGGCCUGCCUGAAUUCUCUCACCUGGGUUGGGGUCACUGGUUUACAUUAAGGGAUCUUGAGCUUGCUACAAACCGGUUUUCUAAGGAAAAUGUUCUGGGUGAGGGUGGUUAUGGAGUCGUUUACCAAGGACAGUUGAUAAAUGGCACUCCAGUGGCAGUUAAAAAGAUUCUAAAUAACCUGGGUCAAGCGGAGAAAGAAUUUAGAGUGGAAGUUGAAGCUAUUGGUCAUGUGCGCCAUAAGAAUUUGGUCCGUCUUCUGGGAUACUGCAUUGAAGGGACUCACAGAAUGUUAGUUUAUGAGUAUGUCAACAAUGGAAACUUAGAGCAGUGGCUUCAUGGAGCUAUGCGUCAGCAUGGAUAUCUUACUUGGGAGGCACGCACGAAGGUUCUUCUUGGCACGGCUAAAGCUCUUGCCUACUUGCAUGAAGCCAUUGAGCCAAAAGUGGUGCAUCGAGAUAUUAAGUCAAGCAACAUACUGAUUGAUGAUGACUUCAAUGCAAAGGUAUCUGAUUUUGGUCUAGCCAAGUUGCUUGGUGCUGGAAAGAGUCAUGUCACUACUCGAGUUAUGGGAACUUUUGGUUAUGUUGCUCCUGAAUAUGCAAAUACUGGCCUUUUGAAUGAGAAGAGUGAUGUUUAUAGCUUUGGGGUUCUGCUUUUAGAAGCAAUUACCGGAAGAGAUCCUGUGGAUUACGGUCGUCCCACCCAUGAGGUAAAUCUGGUCGAUUGGCUGAAAAUGAUGGUUGGAAGCAGGCGAUCAGAAGAGGUGGUAGACCCAAACAUGGAACCAAGGCCAUCAACCAGAGCCCUGAAACGUGCUCUUUUGACUGCUUUGAGGUGUGUUGAUCCAGAGUCUGAAAAACGACCCAAGAUGAGCCAGGUUGUUCGUAUGCUUGAAUCCGAAGAAUAUCCCAUCCCAAGAGAGGAUCGAAGGCACCGAAGAACUCAGGCAGGCAGCAUGGAGAUCGAAUCUCAGAAGGAUUUUUCUGAUACUGAUCGGAGUGAUAACCCCGACUCAAGAUCAAAUAGCAAGGGCUACCAGCGUACCUAACCAAACAAGCGAUUCGUUUUGAGGAUCAAAGGGAUCAUAUAAAGUGAGGGUAACACUCACAAUUUUUCCAACUCAUUGAAUUCUUGGGGUUGCCUAUCUGAGCAUGGGGGAGGGGUCGGAGUUGUGGAUGAGCAAGAUGAUCUUUCAUUCUUCAUUUUUAUCUCUACUUUUUU
This is a messenger RNA of Juglans microcarpa x Juglans regia, 2211 nucleotides long. Its product is annotated as probable receptor-like protein kinase At2g42960. The transcript has 8 exons. Lineage: Eukaryota; Viridiplantae; Streptophyta; Magnoliopsida; Fagales; Juglandaceae. The coding region runs from base 503 to 2038 and encodes 511 amino acids. The record is from RefSeq and is a predicted model, not a curated record. Gene Ontology annotation, molecular function: protein kinase activity; ATP binding. Gene Ontology annotation, biological process: protein phosphorylation.